Branchiostoma floridae (Florida lancelet) is the source of this 1056-nucleotide messenger RNA. RefSeq names its product pollen-specific leucine-rich repeat extensin-like protein 1. The transcript has a single exon. The record is from RefSeq and is a predicted model, not a curated record. The coding region runs from base 1 to 1056 and encodes 351 amino acids. Lineage: Eukaryota; Metazoa; Chordata; Leptocardii; Amphioxiformes; Branchiostomatidae.
AUGCACGGGCGUGAAGCCCGCCUUCCCGUACAACUCCUCACGGGGGUGCAUUGUGACCCCACCUCCACUUCGGAGUUCGUUGCAGCGCUCAACGACAGAAUGCCCUCUAUUUUCAAAUUGGUGCAGCAACACACGGCCCAGAAACAAGCUCGACAGAAAGAAAUGUUCGAUUCCAAGGUCUAUGGACAGCCACAUGCUGUGGGUGACCUAGUGCUAGUACGGAAUAACGCCGGGAAACCUGGCCUGGCCCGGAAGCUGGCCAACAAAUUCCAUGGCCCGUACGAAGUAUUGAGUAGGGUAGGGGGCAAUGCCUACCGGGUGAAAAACACCCGUGGUCGACGACAAGUUGAUGUGGUAAAUUUCGAACAUAUCAAAGACCUUUCUCCUCAGAUGUUUGAUCCUGACUAUGACCCAAGGCAAGAGGGUCGCCGUCCGACGCGCAGGCGUCGUAACAAUAACUACGUGACUUCUCUCCCUAGGCCACAACUCUCGGAAACCUCUCCAACGGACGGUGAUGACGAGAAUUCUGACGAUGACAACCCGGAGCGAGACCCUGUAAUUCCCCAAGGGCACAGUUCCGCGGGUCCCCCUCCCUCUUAUGUUUCAGAUCCGUCCUUAUCUGACACCGCACCCAAGCGGCUCCGAGCUCCUGUGGCGCGGCGUCGACCCUCAGCGCCGUCAUCCCCUACGCACAACCGGCCACCUGACACAGCACAGGUGGCACCUAUCCAGUCGCCUGGCCCCGACCCAGCACGUACCCAGGCACCUGUUCCAGAUCCGACACCGGCUCCAGAUCCGACACCUGUUCCAACCCCGACACCUGUUCCUGCUCCGACACCUGCUCCGACCGACACGACAGCGACAACAUCAUCACCCGUCCUUCCGUCGCCGUUACCACAACUUAUCAACCAACGUCGUCGUAGACAACCGCGAGACAUGAACAAUUUUAUAUGCUUCCCGGACGCUUAUAACUCCAGUGACAGUGACAGUAACAGUGAUACAAACCAUGUCAACCCCAACGUGUGCCAGAUCACUAAUAGUUUAGACGUGGGCUGA